AUGUCACAAUCAACUGAAUGGCCAGCACAAAAGGUGCGUAACACCUUCUUGGACUACUUCAAAAGUAAGGGUCACACUUUUGUUCCAUCCUCUUCUGUUAUUCCAUACGAUGACCCAACGUUGUUGUUCGCCAACGCUGGUAUGAACCAAUACAAGCCUAUCUUUCUGGGUACAGUGGACCCAGCAUCUGAAUUCUACAGCUUGAAAAGAGCAAUGAACUCUCAGAAGUGUAUCAGAGCUGGUGGUAAGCACAACGAUUUGGAAGAUGUUGGUAGAGACUCUUACCAUCACACUUUCUUUGAAAUGUUGGGUAACUGGUCCUUUGGUGAUUACUUUAAGAAGGAGGCUAUUGAGUAUUCCUGGGAAUUGUUGACUAAAGUUUACGGCUUGAAAGAAGAUAGACUUUAUGUUACCUACUUCGGAGGUGAUGAAGCCUCAGGUUUGUUGCCAGACUUGGAGGCAAAGAAGCUUUGGGAAGACGUCGGUGUUGACCCAUCCCAUAUCUUGCCAGGUUCUGUUAAGGAUAACUUCUGGGAGAUGGGUGAACAAGGUCCAUGUGGUCCAUGUUCUGAGGUCCACUACGAUAGAAUUGGUGGUAGAAAUGCCGCUGAAUUGGUCAACGAGGAUGAUCCAAACGUUAUUGAGAUUUGGAACAACGUUUUCAUGCAAUUCAAUAGAGAAGCUGAUGGUACCUUGAGACCAUUGCCAGCCAAGCACAUCGAUACCGGUUUGGGAUUCGAAAGAUUGGUUUCAAUCUUGCAAAACUGCAGCUCAAACUACGACACUGACGUUUUCCAACCUUUGUUCAAGAAGAUUCAGGAGAUGACCGGUGCACGUGAUUACACAGGUAAGUUCGGCGCUGAAGAUGUUGAUGGUAUUGACACUGCUUACAGAGUUUUGGCAGACCACGUUCGUACAUUGACAUUUGCAUUGGCUGAUGGUGGUGUUCCAAACAACGAAGGUAGAGGUUACGUUCUGAGACGUAUCUUGAGAAGAGGUGCACGUUACGCUCGUAAAUACUUUAACUACCCGAUUGGUAACUUCUUUUCUACUUUGGCCCCAACAUUGAUCGACCAAGUUCAAGAUAUCUUCCCAGAACUUACAAAGAACACCUCCAACACUUUUGAGAUCUUAGACGAAGAAGAGGCUUCUUUCGCCAGAACUUUGGAUCGUGGUGAGAAAUUAUUUGAGCAAUACGCCAUUGCUGCUCAAAAGGGUACAAAGAUCCUUAAUGGUAAGGAUGUCUGGAGAUUGUACGAUACCUAUGGUUUCCCAGUGGAUUUGACCCAAUUGAUGGCUUUGGAGGCCGGUUUGAAGAUCGAUGAAGCUGGUUUUGAAAAGGCCAGAAUCGAGUCAUAUGAGGCUUCUAAGGCAGGUGGUAAGUCUAAGGGCUCUGAUUUAAUCAAAUUGGAUGUUCAUGCCUUGGCCAAAUUGAACGAAGAGAAGCUUGACAGAACAGAUGAUCACUACAAGUACGGCACAGAAAACGUUGAGGCCAAGAUCUUGAAGAUUUACGAUGGACAAGAAUUUGUUGACGAAAUCUCCGAUAUUACCAAGCAAUACGGAAUCAUUCUCGACAAAACUCCAUUCUACGCUGAACAAGGUGGUCAAGAGUAUGACACUGGUAAGAUCGUCAUUGACGGUGCCUCUGAGUUCAACGUUGAGAAUACUCAACAAUACAACGGUUAUGUCUUCCACACUGGUAGAUUGGCUGAGGGUUCUCUGAAGGUUGGUGAUGCUGUUAUUGCCGGGUAUGAAGAAUUGCGUCGUUGGCCACUUAGAAAUAACCAUACUGGUACACAUAUUUUGAACUUGGCAUUGAGAGAAGUCCUCGGCACAGAGGUCCAUCAAAAGGGUUCUCUUGUUGCACCAGAAAAGUUGAGAUUUGACUUCUCUCAUAAGCAGGGUUUGACUCUUGAUGAGGUUUCCAAAAUUGAAGCCAUCUGUAAUGAGGAGAUUAAGAAGGCUCAAAUCGUUUACGCUAAAGAUGUUCCAUUGGAACAAGCCAAGGGUAUUACCUCUGUCAGAGCUGUUUUCGGUGAAACUUAUCCAGACCCAGUUAGAGUUGUUUCCAUUGGUGUCCCAAUUGAUGACUUGUUGAGUAGUCCGACGGAUGAGAAAUGGAUGACUGUUUCCAUAGAAUUCUGUGGUGGUACACAUGUUGCCAAAACCAGCGAUAUCAAAGACCUCGUGUUGACCGAGGAAUCUGGUAUUGCCAAGGGUAUCAGACGUAUCGUCGCAGUUACAGGUAACGAGGCUCAUGAUGUUCAGAGAAUUGCCAGCGAGUUUUCGAAGGACCUUGAGAGCGCUGGUAAAUUGGAAUUUGGUCCAUUGAAGGAGAAGAAGCUGAAGGAGUUGGGUGUCAAAUUAGGUCAAUUGAACAUCUCGAUCUUGUCAAAGAGUGAGCUCAAGAACCGUUUCAACGUAUUUGACAAAGAAAUUAAAGAUGAGAACAAGGCUCGUCAAAAGGCUGAGAGCAAGAAGACUUUGGAUACCGUCAAGGACUACUUUGCUGAAAACGAAUCAUCUGCCUUCUUAGUUAAGCACGUUGACAUCAGUGCCAACGCUAAGUCCAUUACCGAAGCCAUCAACUUCAUCAAGUCCAAGAACCCGGAUAAGUCCAUCUACAUCUUUACCGGUAACGCUGAUAAAGUUGCUCAUGGUUGUUACAUCUCCGACAAGGCCAUUGAAAAGGGUGUAAAUGCCUCCGAAUUAGCCAAACAUGCCAGUGAAUUCAUUGGUGGUAAGGCUGGUGGUAAAGGUAACGUUGUGCAAGGUAUGGGUGAUAAGCUGGAUGGAAUUCCAAACGCUGUUGACGAGCUUGAAAAGCUUUUGAAAGAGAAGCUUAGCAUUUAA
Williopsis jadinii is the source of this 2856-nucleotide messenger RNA. RefSeq names its product alanine--tRNA ligase (gene ALA1). The coding region runs from base 1 to 2856 and encodes 951 amino acids. The record is from RefSeq and is a predicted model, not a curated record. The transcript is spliced from 2 exons. Gene Ontology annotation, biological process: tRNA modification; alanyl-tRNA aminoacylation. Gene Ontology annotation, molecular function: aminoacyl-tRNA deacylase activity; nucleic acid binding; amino acid binding. Gene Ontology annotation, cellular component: mitochondrion; cytoplasm. NCBI's taxonomy places the organism in Eukaryota, Fungi, Ascomycota, Saccharomycetes, Phaffomycetales, Wickerhamomycetaceae.